CUACUGUCUGUUGCAGGCUACACGGAGGGCGGGGAGCUUUGUCUUUGAUGACGUCAUCCCCUCGCCCCCACGUGGGAACGUCACGCGCCGCAGGCUCACGUGACCGGGACUGCUACCGGGGCGGCGUGGUGGCUCAGCAUCAUCAACAUCAGGAGCGACAACAACAACAGCAGCAACAACAACAGCAAAUCAGCAGCGACGACAGCGGUAAGAGCGGCAUCGUUACCAUUGCCGACGUCAUUCGGCAGCGGAGUUAUCGACAACAGCGGCAACGCGACCACCACCACUACCACCACCAUCAUUCGCAGCAGCGCUGUAUAAGUCAACAACAACAUCAUCAUCAUCAGCCGUCGCGCGACCAUCGACCAUGAAAAAGUUCGGCAUGGGCAUCAUUAACGGCGGCAUCAUCAUCAUCGUUUCACCAUGAGUGUCGUCGUCAGGACCAGCAUGAAACAUCAACAUUAUCAUCAUCAUGAUCACCACCACCACGUGUCCCUGUGAAAUCUGCGUGGCUAGCAGCAGCAGCAGUUGCGAGAGGUGGGAGGGGGAGACAAUGGAGGCCAAAGAGAUGAAGAGGGAGGAGGAGGAAGAGGAGGAGGCCUUCUACCUGGAGCUGGGGCCUAACCCGGUCCGCUUUGAGGAGAUCUCCACCAUCAACAACGUCUUCUUUGACGAGGCCAACAAACAGGUGUUCGCCGUGCGUGCCAGCGGAGCCAUUGGUGUGGUGGUGCGAGGCCUCGAUGAGAAAAUUACCAUCAACUUCCGACUUGAGGACAAAGGGGAGAUUAAGUCCAUCAAGUUUUCUGUUGGGAACAAAAUUCUGGCAGUGCAGAGGACGCCCAAAUCUGUGGAGUUCAUUAACUUCAUCCCGGACCUGAGUAGUUCCGAGUAUUCGCAGGAAUGCAAGACGAGGAACGCCAAGGUGACAGGGUUUUGCUGGACCAGCGCCUACGAGAUCGUCUUUGUCACCGACUUCAGCCUCGAGUUUUACCAGGUCCUCCCAGAGAAACGCUCGCUCAAGCUGCUCAAGAGCCAGAGCCUCAACGUGAACUGGUUCGUGUACUGCCCGGACAGCAGCGUGGUGCUGGCCUCCACCACCGUGCUGGGCAAUGUCAUCCAACCCUACCACUUCAAGCCGGGCUCCAUGACGAAGCUGAGCAAGUUCGAGGUGGAGGUGCCGCUGGUGCCCAAGCCUGCCAAGCUGUGCCUGCAGGAGAGAGACAUCUCCAUGGCCUCCAUAUACGGGCAGCUGUUUGUGGCCGUGCUGCGACACACGGUGCGCACGACGGCACAGCCCGGCGCCGAGGUGCUACUCUACCUCCUGCCCAAGGACGGGCCGUGCCGCAAGCAGCACGUGCUGAAGCUCAACACGACGGGGCGCUUCGCGGUCAACGUGGUGGACAACCUCUUCAUCGUCCACCACCAGACCUCCAAGACGUCCUUGGUUUUCGACAUCCGGAUGGGGAAGGAGUUUGACGGCCACGUCAACAUUCACUACCCGGUGCUGCCGCCGGCAUCCAUCCGCCCCUAUGCCCUGCAGAGUCGCGCCGGUCCCACGGCAGCACUGGCGCCCGCACCGGUCCCGUUUGAGCUGUACUCUUCCAGCUGGAUUGUGUUCCAGCCCAACAUCAUCAUUGAUGCCAAACUCGGCUGCCUGUGCACGCUGCAGCUGUGCCUGGAGCCCGUGCUCGACGCGUUCUCCGACCGCUCGCGUCUCAUGGAGUUUCUGCUGCAGCGACGCGAGUGCCGCUCCGUCAUGCUCACCGUGUGCCGCCAGUUGCUGUACGCGGCGCGGCAGGAGAGUCUGCCCACUGUGGCCGCCGUGUUUGACAAACUCAACCAGGUUUACCACGAAUGGCUCAGCGCAGAGCUCGCCUACCAGCAGGCUGUGGAGUCUGGCCAGUACAAAGGCUCCUCUCAACUGAGCCGGCACCAGCAGAAGCAGUCGGUCAUCGACCAGUCCACCAUGUACACGCACGUGCUGUCAGCCUUCACGGAGAAGCGGGAAAUCUCGUACAAGUUCAUCGUCGCGGUGCUCAUGGAGUAUAUCCGCUCACUCAACCAAGCACAGAUAACCGUGCAGCACUACCUGUACGAGCUCGUGAUCAACACGCUGGUGCAGAACAACCGCUUCUACCAGCUGCACCAGCUGCUGCAGUACCACGUGCUCAGCGACUCAAAGCCACUGGCCUGCUUAAUGCUCUCCUUGGAGAGCAUCUAUCCACCUGCUCAUCAGCUGGCCCUGGACAUGCUCAAGCGGCUGGGGACUGCGAACGACGAGAUCGUGGAGGUGCUGCUGUCGCGGCAGCAGGUGCUGGGCGCCGUGCGCUUCGUCCGCGCUGCGGGCAGCCAGGACAGCGCGUCUGCGCGCAAGUUCCUGGAGGCGGCGCGUGCAACGGAGGACGGGGCGCUCUUCUUCACCGUCUUCCGCUUCUUUCAGCAGCGCAACGCGCGCCUGCGCGGAAACCCUCGCUUCAGCCCCGGCGAACACUGUGAGGAGUACGUGCAGCAUUUCGUGGAGCUGUUCGGCAACGAAGCAAUGGCCCUGUGCACGUGAACUCCCUCCCUUCCCAUCCCUCCAUCCGAACCCUCCCUCCCGGACUCCUGCAGACAGUGUUCUCAAAGUGUCUUUAUGUUCAAAUGAUGUUCAAAUAAGCAGGACCCUGCUGUAGAAUGUGUCGGUAAACAAGAGGUGGCGGGAAGUUUUAGAUGGUCCACAAUGGCAGUGGCAGUGAACCAGCACCGAUGAGAUCCUGGGCUCAGGCCCUAGUGGUUUGUUGUCUUUGCGCUCUCUCACAAGGGGUUCAUAAUGGCCAUGUCGGAGACACAGCUCAGAACCACCGAGACCUUGGUUACAAAUAUGGGUUUUAGCAGCCCAACUGCGGGUGAAACCAGGUUCUCGGGUGUCACGCAUUUGAUGUCUCAGCCCAGUGACCCAACAGCUGUACAAAAUAGAAUUUUAAAUACAAUUAUAAUAAGUUCUUUCUCUAAAAGCCACGACCCAAAGAGAUGAACAUCCCUAUUAGAUGUGUACUGAGAUAAGAGCUCUUGUAGAUAUGUACCGAGAUAAGUCGUUGCUUUUUUUUUAGUUGCAUUGCCCCCUUGAUUCAGCCGCUCUACCAAGGCCCAGGACUGAACUGUGUUGAUUUUUUUGUUGUUGUUGACUGACAUGCGGGGAACCCCCCCCCCAUCCCCCACUGUGCAGUGCGAAUGAAGCACCGUGCGAGCGUUGGGUAGGAGAGAGGCCUUUUGAAGGCCAGACGCCUCCGAGUAGCGCUCGGACCUUGGUCGGUUUGUGAAAUCAUUGCGCGUUGCAAGUUGUUAUUAUGGAAGUGUGGUUUCGUCUUCCGGGACAGUUCCCUGACCCACUGACCUGACGAUCCUCUGCCAGUCCAGAGGUCUGCUGCUACCGUAACUUAAUGGAGCAAAUAACGUAAAGUUUGAAUUGUCUAAGAGACAUUUAAAAAAAUAAAUUAUUGCCAUUUACUUGCGAAACGUGCAAUAUUGUACGAAAAAACGAGCGUCGCGAACGCUCGCUAAUGUGCAACGGUAAAAUAUUAAAAUGCAGCGAGGGUGCACAGUUCAGAAUGCUCAGAUUUUGUACGGUUUUUAAUUUUAACGCAAAUAAAAAAAAUUGGCGUAGCCGAUUGCUUUUUCCGGGAAA
This is a messenger RNA of Petromyzon marinus (sea lamprey), 3664 nucleotides long. It is a transcript of the gene RMC1, whose product is annotated as regulator of MON1-CCZ1. Gene Ontology annotation, biological process: regulation of autophagy. Gene Ontology annotation, cellular component: lysosomal membrane; Mon1-Ccz1 complex; late endosome membrane. The record is from RefSeq and is a predicted model, not a curated record. NCBI's taxonomy places the organism in Eukaryota, Metazoa, Chordata, Hyperoartia, Petromyzontiformes, Petromyzontidae.